UGGAAGCAAGGCACGAAAAAAACGGGUCUUCGUCGGCAUCAAAGUAGAGCUGUGAACGGUUUUCGACCAAGCCGUGGAUCAUCCGUGCUUAUUUUAAUCUGCGUCAAACAAAACCUGAAUGAGGAGGCUUUUAGCUCCUCCCGUGUUUCAGUGUGAUUUUUUUUAUUUCGGCUGUUCAGAUUCAUAGGUCAAACAAAGCGGACCGUUGUAUCAGUUUAGCUAGUUUUAGCCUUUUUACUCCGUUAUUAAGCGGACACUUUUUGGACCCAAUGUCUCUCUGAAUCCACGGAAACGUUCGUAAAGCGUCAUCUUAAGAUGAAUCUGCAGUUUGUUUUUAUAGCGGUUUUAUCUGCGGUCCUCGGUGGCAGCUGGGCCCAGCAAGAUGUGAGCGCUUGCACCAAGGCCAACGCGCAGUCGUGCGGGGAGUGCAUCCAGGUCUCGGAGACGUGCGGGUGGUGCUCCGACGAGAAGUUCCUGUCUGUGGGUGAGCCCAAGUCGGCUCGCUGUGACGAUCUGAAGCGUCUGAAGGAAAGAAAAUGUGACGAGAAAAAAAUCGAGAACCCACGUGGACGGGUUGUCGUUAAUAAAGACACACCAGUCACCGUUCGAGGGAACGAGAAGCUGACGCCUGAGCAGAUCACCCAGAUCCAGCCUCAGAAACUCACCCUGCAUCUCAGAUCUGGUGAGCCGCAGACCUUUAAGCUGAAGUUCAAGCGUGCUGAGGACUACCCCAUAGAUCUGUACUACCUCAUGGACCUUUCCUUCUCCAUGAAAGACGAUUUGGAAAACGUUAAGAACCUCGGUACUGAUCUCAUGAGAGAAAUGCAGGAAAUCACCUCAGACUUCAAGAUUGGUUUCGGCUCCUUCGUCGAGAAGACGGUCAUGCCGUACAUCAGCACCACCCCGGCCAAGCUGCUGAACCCCUGCUCGGGCAACGAGAACUGCACCAGCCCCUUCAGCUACAAGAACGUCCUGAAACUGACAAACAAAGGAGACGACUUCAACCGGCUGGUCAGUCAGCAGCAGAUCUCAGGAAACCUGGACUCUCCAGAGGGGGGGUUUGACGCCAUCAUGCAGGUGGCGGUGUGUGAGGAGCAAAUCGGAUGGAGGAACGUGACCCGUCUGCUCGUGUUUUCCACCGACGCUGGUUUUCACUUCGCUGGAGACGGCAAACUGGGAGGCAUUGUCCUGCCCAACGAUGGGAAGUGUCACCUGGAGAACAACAUGUACACGAUGAGCCACUACUAUGAUUACCCAUCCAUUGCUCAUCUGGUUCAGAAACUGAGUGACCACAACAUCCAGACGAUCUUCGCUGUAACCGAGGAGUUCCAGCCUGUUUACCAGGAGUUGAAAAAUCUUAUUCCCAAGUCAGCUGUCGGCACUUUGUCCUCCAACUCCAGCAACGUGAUCAAACUCAUCAUCGACGCCUACAACUCGUUGUCGUCUGAGGUCAUCCUGGAGAACAGCAAGCUGCCAGAAGGCGUGUCUCUCUCCUACAAGUCCAUCUGUAAGAACAACGUGGUGGGAACGAGCGAGAACGGCAGGAAGUGCUCCAACAUCUCCAUCGGAGACGAGGUCCAUUUUGAGAUUUCAGUCCAGUCCCUGAAGUGUCCCUCUCAUGGAAAACCUGAGACCAUUACAAUAAAACUUCUGGGCUUCACCGAGGAGGUGGAGGUGGUUCUGAAUUUCAUCUGCGACUGUCAGUGUGCUGCGGCAGGAGUACCCAACAGCCCUGCAUGCGACGGAGGCAGCGGGACGUUGGAGUGUGGGGCCUGCAAGUGUAACGAUGGACGCAUCGGGCAAUUCUGCGAAUGCAGCAAGGACGAUGUCCGAACGGACGACAUGGACGCAAACUGUCGAAAAGACAACGGCACGGACAUCUGCAGCAACAACGGGGAGUGCGUCUGCGGUACCUGCAUCUGCAAGAAGCGUGAGAACCCUGCAGAGGUUUACAGUGGCCAGUUCUGCGAGUGUGACAACUUCAACUGUGACCGCUCCAGCAACAAGCUCUGUGGAGGACAUGGGCGCUGCGAGUGUAGGGUGUGCGUCUGUGACAACAACUACACGGGCAGCGCCUGCGACUGCUCCAUGGAUAACUCCACCUGCAUCGCCAAGAACGGGCAGAUCUGUAACGGCCGUGGGAACUGCGAGUGCGGGAUCUGCAAGUGCACCGACACGAAGUUUCAGGGUCCGACCUGCGAGGUGUGUCCUACCUGCCCAGGUGUCUGCGCAGAGCACAAGGACUGUGUUCAGUGUCUGGCCUUCAACACCGGUGAGAAGAAGGAGUCGUGCAAACAGGAGUGCAAGAACUUCAAUCUGAUCAAAGUGUCUGAGAGGGAGAGCCUGCCGCAGCCCACCGAUGACCCUCCUCGAGCCAUUUGCAAAGAAAGGGACGAAAACGACUGCUGGUUCUACUUCACCUAUUCCAUCAGGGAUGACGUCAAGGAGGUCCAUGUGUUGAAUAAGCUAGAGUGCCCGGCCGGACCUAACAUCAUCCCCAUCGUGGUCGGAGUCGUGGCAGGCAUUGUGAUGAUCGGCCUCGCCCUGCUGCUCAUCUGGAAGCUGCUCAUGAUCAUCCACGACCGCAGAGAGUUCGCCAAGUUCGAGAAGGAGAAGAUGAAUGCUAUCUGGGACACGGGCGAGAAUCCAAUCUACAAAAGCGCCGUAACGACUGUCGUCAACCCAAAAUACGAGGGCAAAUGAUGGAGCAUGGCUCUCUUUGUGACAACACUGUAUGGAGAAGAAA
Messenger RNA from Nematolebias whitei (Rio pearlfish), 2746 nucleotides. RefSeq names its product integrin beta-1. The record is from RefSeq and is a predicted model, not a curated record. Gene Ontology annotation, biological process: cell-matrix adhesion; integrin-mediated signaling pathway; cell migration. Bases 316 to 2703 code for a protein of 795 amino acids. Lineage: Eukaryota; Metazoa; Chordata; Actinopteri; Cyprinodontiformes; Rivulidae. The transcript has 16 exons. Gene Ontology annotation, molecular function: laminin binding; C-X3-C chemokine binding; collagen binding involved in cell-matrix adhesion. Gene Ontology annotation, cellular component: focal adhesion; cell surface; integrin complex.